Messenger RNA from Triticum aestivum (bread wheat), 3943 nucleotides. RefSeq names its product alkylbase DNA glycosidase-like protein mag2. Bases 63 to 911 code for a protein of 282 amino acids. The transcript is spliced from 2 exons. Gene Ontology annotation, molecular function: alkylated DNA binding; DNA-7-methylguanine glycosylase activity; DNA-3-methyladenine glycosylase activity. Gene Ontology annotation, cellular component: protein-DNA complex; nucleus. The record is from RefSeq and is a predicted model, not a curated record. Gene Ontology annotation, biological process: base-excision repair; base-excision repair, AP site formation; DNA alkylation repair. Lineage: Eukaryota; Viridiplantae; Streptophyta; Magnoliopsida; Poales; Poaceae.
ACCGCUUCCCUCCCCAGUCCCCAUUCCACGGUCCACGCCGCCGUCCACCACCACCGAGCGCAAUGGCUCAGACCAGGUCGGCGGCGACGCCCCGCCCCUCCGCCUCCGGCACCUCCACCGCUACCGCCAGGAUCUCCUUCCGCUCCCGCAAGAUCGUCAAGACGCCACCAGGCAAAGCCAAACCCCUCGCCGUAGCCACUGUGCCGCCACCGGCGCCGCCCACUCCGGUGCUGCCCGCGCUGUCCGCCCCGGGCGAGCUCGCGGCGGCGCUGCGCCACCUCGCGGCCGCCGACCCGCUCCUCUCCGAGGUCAUCGCCUCCACCGACGCGCCCGCCUUCACAUCCUCCCCCUCCCUCCCCGCCUUCCACUCCCUCGCGCGCUCCAUCCUCUACCAGCAGCUCGCCACCUCCGCCGCCGCCGCCAUCUACGCCCGCUUCCUCGCGCUCCUCCCCUCCGCCGCCGACGGCGCGGUGAGCCCCGCCGCCGUGCUCGCCCUCGCCGCCGCCGACCUCCGCGCCAUCGGCGUCUCCGGCCGCAAGGCCGCCUACCUCCACGACCUGGCCGCCAGGUUCGAGGCCGGGGACCUCUCCGAGUCCUCCGUCGCCGCCAUGGGCGAGGACGCGCUCCUCGCCCAGCUCACCAGGGUGAAGGGCAUCGGCGAGUGGACUGUCCACAUGUUCAUGAUCUUCUCGCUGCACCGCCCCGAUGUGCUGCCGUCCGGCGACCUUGGCGUGCGCAAGGGCGUGCAGGAGCUGUACAAGCUCAAGGCGCUGCCCAAGCCGGAGGAGAUGGCCGCAUUGUGCGAGCGCUGGCGCCCGUACCGGUCGGUCGGCGCCUGGUACAUGUGGCGUCUCCUCGAGAGCAAGGGCGCCGCGGUGAAGAAGGCGAAGAAGGGCAAUGCGAGCUCCUAGCUAGGUAUGUGUCAUCUGUGGGUGAUGCUAGUAUGUAUUUGUUGUACUCAAGCUGUCAACUUUAGUAGAUGGCAAUGUGGCAGAUGGUGCCUGGAUUAAUGAAGCAUCAUCGUGUGACAUUGUGACUUGUGUGUCUUGCCUUGUUAUCUUGAUGGUUGUAUCUUGGUGUACUUGUCCUGCCUUGUUAUCAAUAAAAUUUAGUUUCAUCCUGUUCUGAUACUUGUAGAGAAGAGGGGAAUUUUUAUGGCUGGAAAUGAUAUGGAAUUGCCGUAUGUCCAUGUCUGUGCACUGUAAUCUUGUAUCAUUGUUCAGCCUUGACUUGAUAUAUAUACAGCCUGUUGACACUUCCAAUUUCUGGAAUGAUACUCGUUAAACUUCUUUUUUGACAGAAUCAUGAUCGUAUCUUAGCCAAUCUGCAGGACUGUUCUUGAUUCUACCGUAAUACCGCCCUAGAUUCUACGAUGCUUAACAGCGAAUAUUGGUGGGCUCAGAUGUCGAUUAUUCUGGCAUUAGGUUCUUCCUGUGGUUCUUGAACAAAGUUUAGUGACCUCUCUUUUAGGAAGGUAGUGGUGACAAGGAUUCUGUGUGCUUUUUGGACCUGUGGAGUCCAAAUUGAACAUGGUGGCCAGCUAAACCAGAUCUUGGGGGGCGACAAAAUGCUACAGGUACGACUUCUUACAAAUACCACAAAUACAUGAGUUUACAUGAUGGUUUAGUUGACGACUUGGUUUGAGGGGAUAAUGAACAACAUGCAGUUCAUGAAUCUAGAUGAUAAUCUACAGCAACAUAGAGACUUAACCUUGGACAUAACCUAAUAAUACUUUGUACACACAAUAUACAACUCCUUUUCUUCCUGCUAUUCUAAUCAAUGCUGAAUUGCCUUGCACACCCCUAUAACAUCAGUCCAUUCUUAAGAGAUCUAGUUUGUACAACUUUGUUCACUGUCCACUGGAGUUUACACUGCUUCAUCCUGAAAAUAUGAAGACACCUGCGCUGUAAGCUUAUCUGAACUCUGAACACAAAUGCAGAUACUCAAAUAGUGUGGAGGCUUGUUCUUUCUUUCUUCUUUUUUGUUCUAUGUAGUCAUGAGGAUAGGUGAAUGUGUGUGUAGAUAGUGUGGAGUUGCACAAAAUGUAGCAAAAAUCUGUAGUAAGAUAGUCCUGUAUCUAAGGCGUACUUAUGUUGAUCUCACUGCAAACUGAAAGCACAUGGAGAUAAAGACUGCAAGAUCCAUCCAAGUUUUUGUUUUAGAAGUAGGGAGAUUUUUCUGAUAGUGUAGCUAGGAUUAAACCACCGAUGGAUUGGACCACAAUCCUUUGGCUAAGUGCCAAAGGAUGGCUGCAAUUAAGAAGUUUGGCUCAUAGAGUUCAUGGUGCCAGUCAUCAUGUAUGCAUGGUGGUAAACCUCUAAAGAAAAAUGAAAAUACAUGAAUACCCCUGCAUGCUGUGCCUUGAGUUAAAACAUCUAUGGUAACGACACGGUCCCACCAAGUAGACAAAUAAAGCAGUAAUUGGUAUGCUUACGCUCAACUGAAACUUGCUACUAGAAGCAGAGCAUCUAAUGUCUGUGCAGUUUUUGGUUGAGAAUUAUACCUUUUAGGUCCAGAAGCCCUGGGUCUUGUACUUGGGGAAGGGGAUGCGUCCGUGCUCGAUGUUCUUGACGUCGUCAACGAGGAACUGGAAGUGGCGGCGCACCUCCUCGGCGGACUUGGUGCCCCCCAUGGCGCUGGCCACCUUCUCCCAGAGGUUGGGGGCUCCCACGCCGUAGUAGGCGAGUGCCUCCUCAAACAUCUUGUUCUCCUUCUUGCUCCACUCUGAGUUCGAGCUCGGUGAGGACAUCCUUGGAGCAGAUUGCAAGCUGCUGUAGCAAUUAGGCAGCGUGGAUCGAUGCAUGCCACCUGCGUGCUCUGCUCACCAACGGAAGCAUCCAUCUCUGGAUGCAUGGCGAUGCCUCCCUCGGCCGUGUGUGAUGCUAACAUGGAUCGGCAGAGUGCUCAUCGUAAGGCAUGCGUCUCAGCCAAUAGGCUGCAAGGCGCCCGCGGGAGCAGGGGAUACGUGGUAUUGAUGGACAGGUGCGCAUACCCAAAAACCUCUGAUCUCGAUGCUCAUUUCCAGCAUUUUCCUGAAACCCCUCUAAUCCAAUGCUACAUACCAAGUGUGCACCCUCAGAUGCUAUCCGAGUCAAUUACAAAUUCAUCUAAAAAAGUAGUACUAUAUAUAUCUCCGCUGACUGCGGUUUUGGGUCUCCUCUCUAAAGAUUGUAAUAUUUCCUCUAAUAGAUGAAACUCAUGUUCAAUUGUAAAAAAAAGACUUUCAAAGCAUGAAGCAUGCCUCUGCAUCUUUCAUUCCAUCGCCAUCGAUGAUAGAGAAGUCCGGGGGGUUGCCCUCGUUCAAAAACGAAUUUUGCUUGUCCAUGCAUUAGUGUAGGGAGCACCAUGAUUGAUUCAUCCAUUUGGGAGAGAAAGAGAUGCAGGGAUGUGGGCUAAGAACCUCCAUUCUUUACAUGUCGUGUGAUCUCCGCCACCCGGUCGACAAACAGAUCCCAAAGAGACGAUGAACACCCCUGGCGGGCUCCGGGGACCGAAGGAAUAUAUCUAUCAUCUUUUCCAUUUCCAGUGGCGUUGGAAAGGGAAUUGACAGAAUGCCAUGCAGCUGCUCCUUGCUUGCUGCAUGCUCAUGGAGUCCUGGGGUUUGCAUCGGAUGCACUGAACAGGGGGCGGCGGGCGCAACUUGCUUUUGAUUCUUGGGGCGUGUGGACCGGUCCAUCCAUCCACCGGAGAUCUAUCCCCCGGAAUCAUAUCUGCGUAAAACCCAUAGCAAAGAUGCUGGAUUCCCCAUCAUAUUUCGAACAAUCGGAGCAAAGCUUUUGAGGAAGAUGCUAGCUCAUGUAAACUAGACUCAUUGCAUGUAUUUCUGCGAGCAUUUUCCUUUAAAUUUCUAUUCUCAUCGGGACAAAUUUUGUCAGUUCAGUAUUGUAACACGUUCAUGCAUGGGUUAACUUCCAAAUAUGGAAUCACAGUAGGUAUGCAUAUA